AUGAAUGAUCUGAAAUUUGACCCCAAUGUCAAGCUUAUACUUGCCUCGGCUCGAUCACAUGCCAUGUCAUUGUCACAUGGUCAAGUAACUCCUCUGCAUCUCGGAGUUACUUUGAUUUCUGAUCUGACUAGUGUUUUCUAUCGAGCAAUCACCAGUGCAGGAGACGGCGAUAUCUCUGCUCAGUCAGUUGUCAACGUUAUCAACCAAUCCUUAUACAAGCUCACUAAACGGAAUCUCGGGGAUACCAAAGUGGGAGUAGCGGUAUUGGUAAUUAGUCUUCUUGAAGAUUCUCAAAUCAGUGAUGUGUUGAAAGAAGCUGGUGUUGUGCCUGAGAAGGUUAAGUCUGAGGUGGAGAAGCUUCGUGGGGAGGUAAUCCUUCGGGCUUUGAAGACUUAUGGGACAGAUUUGGUUGAGCAAGCAGGUAAGCUUGAUCCUGUCAUUGGCCGACACAGGGAGAUUAGAAGAGUAAUUGAGGUUCUCUCAAGGAGAACCAAGAACAACCCCGUGCUCAUCGGUGAGCCAGGUGUUGGAAAAACUGCUGUGGUUGAAGGUUUGGCUCAAAGGAUACUGAAAGGAGACGUGCCUAUCAAUCUUACUGGUGUAAAACUUAUUUCCUUGGAAUUUGGUGCAAUGGUUGCUGGAACAACACUCCGUGGACAAUUCGAAGAAAGAUUGAAGUCUGUCUUGAAAGCAGUUGAGGAAGCUCAAGGCAAAGUUGUUCUGUUUAUCGAUGAGAUCCACAUGGCUCUUGGUGCUUGCAAAGCAAGUGGGUCAACGGAUGCUGCUAAGUUGCUUAAGCCUAUGUUAGCAAGAGGUCAGCUUCGUUUCAUUGGAGCUACUACGCUUGAGGAAUACCGAACACAUGUUGAGAAAGAUGCUGCUUUUGAGAGAAGGUUCCAGCAAGUGUUUGUAGCUGAGCCUAGUGUGCCUGAUACUAUCAGUAUUCUUCGAGGGCUUAAAGAAAAAUAUGAAGGACAUCAUGGUGUUCGUAUCCAAGAUAGAGCUCUAGUUCUUUCUGCUCAAUUGUCUGAACGUUACAUCACUGGUCGACGUUUACCGGAUAAGGCAAUUGAUUUAGUUGAUGAGUCUUGUGCACAUGUCAAAGCCCAGCUUGAUAUUCAACCAGAAGAAAUUGAUAGCCUUGAAAGAAAAGUAAUGCAACUAGAGAUAGAGAUUCAUGCUCUCGAAAAGGAGAAGGACGACAAAGCUAGCGAAGCUCGUCUUUCCGAGGUGAGGAAAGAGCUUGAUGACUUGAGGGACAAGCUUGAGCCUCUUACAAUAAAAUACAAAAAGGAGAAAAAGAUCAUUAAUGAAACUCGGAGGCUUAAACAGAAUCGAGACGAUCUCAUGAUUGCUCUACAAGAGGCUGAGAGACAACAUGACGUUCCUAAAGCUGCUGUUCUAAAAUAUGGUGCAAUUCAGGAAGUAGAAUCUGCGAUAGCGAAACUAGAAAAGAGUGCUAAAGAUAACGUGAUGCUUACAGAAACUGUUGGGCCAGAGAAUAUUGCUGAGGUAGUGAGCCGAUGGACUGGGAUACCAGUGACUAGACUUGACCAGAACGAGAAGAAGAGGCUAAUUUCUCUUGCUGAUAAGUUGCACGAGAGAGUUGUUGGACAAGACGAAGCUGUGAAAGCUGUGGCUGCUGCAAUACUAAGGUCGAGGGUUGGACUAGGAAGGCCACAACAACCGUCUGGUUCCUUUCUCUUCCUCGGUCCAACUGGUGUUGGUAAAACCGAGCUGGCUAAGGCUCUGGCUGAGCAACUCUUUGACAGUGAAAACCUACUCGUUAGGCUUGAUAUGUCGGAGUAUAAUGACAAAUUCUCUGUUAAUAAACUUAUAGGGGCACCACCUGGAUACGUACAUUGGUCAUGA
Molecule: messenger RNA, 1872 nt
Organism: Arabidopsis thaliana (thale cress)
Lineage: Eukaryota; Viridiplantae; Streptophyta; Magnoliopsida; Brassicales; Brassicaceae
Gene: CLPB2
Product: casein lytic proteinase B2
Exons: 5
Coding region: 1-1872 (623 amino acids)
Molecular function (GO): ATP hydrolysis activity; ATP binding
Source: RefSeq, marked reviewed